This is a messenger RNA of Tribolium castaneum (red flour beetle), 1165 nucleotides long. RefSeq lists its product as uncharacterized. The transcript has 4 exons. NCBI's taxonomy places the organism in Eukaryota, Metazoa, Arthropoda, Insecta, Coleoptera, Tenebrionidae. The record is from RefSeq and is a predicted model, not a curated record. Bases 1 to 1134 code for a protein of 377 amino acids.
AUGUUUUUUGUGACACUUUGUUUUAUUUUACGUCAAAUUAAAAUGGGUAAAAAAUUGAGUCGUCCACGAGGUAGCGAACAAAGCACUUAUUCCCAUAUUUUUUAUACCGGGAGUAUCGAAACUAUUCCACCAUCAAUCACCUAUCCUUCGAUAUGUACUUCCCCCUCGUUUCAUUUGUCUGAAAAGCCUUCGGUGUCGAAGUGUGACAGUGAAUUGAUUCAUUACGGCGAACUGCAGAGUAUGUACAUCAAGUCUCAGACUUUCACAGCUGAUCAUUUGGCCCCCUUGACCAUCAGAACCUCACAGUUAGUGCUGUCGCUUCUGAAGAGGCAUUUGGGGCAAAUUGUUAGCGACAUCCACGCAGGGACAUUGAAAAUGCCUGAUAAAGUGGUAGAAAAGUUUGGGGCUGCAAGUGCCCGGAACCCGAAUCAGCAAACAGACACAUAUACUAUCCAAAGACGAAUGAUCACUCAUUUCGUCUCGUUACUUCACGUUCAUGAAAUGGUUUUAACUUAUCUCAAACAGAGACGCAUCGAACAAGCGCUCGAUUUAAUCAAACAAAUUGCAGUUAGCCACGCACUUAAGGGAAUCACAGUGACUGAAUUUCGGUUAGUGGACUGGUUUAUUGUCAAUUAUUUGAUAAAAAAUAAAGUAAGCACUGACGAGAACAUAAACCACUUGAUGCUUUACUUAAGCACCCUUUCAAAUUACAUUGUGCGAUAUUUCGAAAGUCAAAGUGUUCGCCAUACGAUGCUCCGGGACAUGACUAGUGUGAAAGUAAACGAUCGGAGCAACAAAGCAAGGGAAAACUACCGUUUAAUGAAACAGUGGACCUCCAGAAUUGAACAUUCCAGAGGCCAAAUUAAGGAUCUAAUUGACAAGCUCCUCGCAGAUCAAGCCCGCAUGCAGGAAGCCAGAGAGGCAGAAAUUAGGAGCAUUGACACUCAAACGCUCAAAGAAAAAGACUUCAUUAUGCGAUUUUUCGUACGCAAGAAACCGACAGAAUCGCGCUCAACGUCACACUCGCACCAGGAGAAGGCCUCAACGAUUGACGGCGAAGUUAAAUCCCUACCGUUACCGUUCUCGCUACCAACCCAAAACGAAAGUAACCCUAGUAACCGAACAGAUUUCUAAAUUACCGACCCGGCUAACCGCUCUCCUCAAA